Molecule: messenger RNA, 2820 nt
Organism: Rhinocladiella mackenziei CBS 650.93
Lineage: Eukaryota; Fungi; Ascomycota; Eurotiomycetes; Chaetothyriales; Herpotrichiellaceae
Exons: 2
Coding region: 1-2820 (939 amino acids)
Biological process (GO): protein secretion; intracellular protein transport; endoplasmic reticulum to Golgi vesicle-mediated transport
Cellular component (GO): Golgi membrane; endoplasmic reticulum; endoplasmic reticulum-Golgi intermediate compartment
Molecular function (GO): structural molecule activity
Source: RefSeq, a predicted model, not a curated record
AUGAGUUACGCAAAGAAAGACGAGGAUGCCGACCAUUCCGGCUUCAAGCUGGAUCGGACUUCUGUAUUUCAAGAUGGUAUUCGGCCUCUCCUCAAGAUUGGUCGGUCGCACCUCUCAACUAACCGUUCCUCAGCUCGAUUGUUCAACUCGUCUCCCAUAUCUCCUCGAAAAUGUCGGACGCUACUUACGAAGAUUGCCGUGCUCCUCUUCACUGGGGAAAAGUUUCCUACCAACGAAGCCACAACUCUGUUCUUUGGCAUUUCCAAGUUGUUCCAGAACAAGGAUCCUUCCCUGCGUCAGAUGGUGUAUUUGAUCCUCAAAGAACUAGCCCACACGGCCGAAGAUGUCAUAAUGUCCACAAGUAUAAUCAUGAAGGAUAUGACUGUCGGGAGUGAGAUUGUGUACAAGGCCAAUUCCAUUCGGGCUUUGUGCAGGAUCAUCGACGCGACGACUGUUCAAGGAAUCGAGCGACUGAUCAAAACCGCCAUAGUCGACAAAUCCCCUGCAGUGUCGUCAGCGGCACUUGUUUCUUCAUAUCAUCUGCUUCCCAUCGCCAGAGAUGUCGUCAGGAGGUGGCAGAGUGAGACUCAAGAGGCGGCAUCUUCGUCCAAGUCUGGUGGUGGAUUCCUCAGCUUUUCCGCAAGCUCUCAGCACUCCCUGGCGGCUGCAAACACGAACUACAUGAACCAGUACCAUGCAAUUGGCCUCCUCUAUCAGAUGCGAUCGCACGACCGAAUGGCGUUGGUCAAGAUGGUUCAACAAUAUGGUGCUGCCGGGGCUGUGAAGAGCCCCGCAGGCGUCAUGAUGUUGGUUCGACUCGCUGCGAGGCUUGCCGAGGAAGACCCCAGUCUCAGAAAACCCAUGAUGCAAAUGCUGGAUACUUGGCUUCGGCAUAAGAGUGAGAUGGUCAAUUUCGAAGCCGCCAAAGCCAUUUGCAAUAUGCCAGACGUGACUGAUGCCGAGGUGGCACAAGCGGUCCACGUUCUUCAGUCAUUUUUGACGUCCCCACGAGCGGUGACCAAGUUUGCUGCCAUACGCAUUCUUCAUUCCUUUGCUUCCUUCAAGCCACAAGCUGUCCAUUCGGCCAAUCCAGAUAUCGAGGCCCUGAUCUCGAAUAGUAACCGUUCCAUCGCCACCUUCGCCAUCACCACUCUUCUCAAAACCGGUAAUGAGGCCAGCGUCGACCGCCUCAUGAAGCAAAUAUCUGGUUUCAUGACCGAAAUUACCGAUGAAUUCAAGAUCACCAUCGUCGAGGCCAUUCGGACUUUGUGUAUGAAGUUUCCGAGCAAACAGGCCGGCAUGCUGACGUUCUUGAGUGGUAUUCUUCGCGACGAAGGUGGUUACGAGUUCAAACGUGCGGUGGUGGAGAGCAUGUUUGACCUCAUCAAAUUUGUGCCAGGUAGUAAAGAAGAGACUCUUUCUCAUUUGUGCGAAUUCAUUGAGGAUUGUGAAUUCACCAAAUUGGCCGUGCGUAUCUUGCAUCUGAUUGGAGUGGAAGGACCAAAGACGCCACAACCUACGAAAUACAUCCGCUACAUCUACAACCGAGUCGUGUUGGAAAAUGCCCUGGUCCGAGCAGCAGCUGUGACGGCGCUAGCCAAGUUUGGCGUGGGGCAGAAAGACCCCGAGGUCAAGAAGAGCGUACAAGUUCUGUUGACCAGAUGCUUGGACGACGCUGACGACGAGGUCCGGGAUAGAGCUGCUUUGAAUUUGCGGUUGAUGCAAGAGGAAGAUGACCUCGCUGAACGAUUCAUUAAAAACGAUUCGACGUUUUCUUUGUCGACAUUUGAGCACAAGCUUGUCAUGUACGUCACGGCCGAUGACAAAUCGGUUUUCAGCAAGGCGUUCGACAUCAAUUCCAUCCCGGUGGUGUCGCAAGAGCAGGCUCUGGCUGAAGAACGAACGAAGAAGCUCACCACGGCAACCCCCACACUCAAGGCUCCUAGUACAGGACCAGCGAAACCCAAGGCGAAUGGGCUUGCAGAAAGACCUUCAGCGGCAGUAGCUGCCCAGAGGUACACACAAAUCUUCUCCAGAAUACCAGAGCUCGCUGCUUAUGGGCCGGUACUCAAGUCCAGCAGCCCUGUCGAGCUCACGGAAAGCGAGACCGAAUAUGUCGUUUCUGCCACUAAGCACAUAUUCAAAGAACAUGUCGUGGUUCGGUACGACAUCAAGAAUACAUUAGAUCAAACUGUUCUGGAAAAUGUGACUGUUCUGACCACCCCAUCCGAAGACGAGGAACCAACACUAGAGGAAGAAUUCAUCAUUCCCGCCACAGCACUGAAGACAGACGAGCCCGGCGUGGUGUACGUGGCCUUCAAGAAAUUGGCAGGAGAACAAUCUUUCCCGACCACCACAUUUUCCAACGUCCUCAAAUUCACCAGCAAGGAAAUUGACCCGACAACGGGGGAGGCCGAAGAAGGGGGCUAUGAGGAUGAAUAUGAGGUCGAGAACCUCGACCUGACAGGUGCAGACUUCGUCUCUCCCGCAUUCGCUGGAAGUUUUGAUCACAUCUGGGAAGGAACGGGAGCCAAUGGCGAGGAAGCAAGCGAGACAUUACAAUUGGCUACCAUCAAGACCUUAUCAGAUGCAAUGGAGCAACUUGCCCAAACCCUCUCCUUGCAGCCUUUGGAAGGCACGGACGUGGUCAUCUCCAAUACGACACAUACCUUGAAAUUAUAUGGCAAGUCGGUCACGGGCGGCCGCGUUGCGGCGUUGGUGAAGAUGGCCUUCUCUGCCAAAUCGGGCGUCACGGUCAAGGUCUCGGUACGGACGGAUGAGAGAGGGUUAGCUGGAGCUAUAAUCUCAGUAUUGUCGUAG